Messenger RNA from Suillus plorans, 842 nucleotides. RefSeq lists its product as uncharacterized. Bases 50 to 685 code for a protein of 211 amino acids. NCBI's taxonomy places the organism in Eukaryota, Fungi, Basidiomycota, Agaricomycetes, Boletales, Suillaceae. The record is from RefSeq and is a predicted model, not a curated record. The transcript is spliced from 3 exons.
CCGCGGUGUCACGUCUGGUUGGUAUGAUACUAACAACACUCUCCAAUUGAUGAUUUUUCGCUGGGUUUUUAUACCCUGGUUACAGCGGGAGCUAGACGCUUACCAGGACCGAGUGAAUAACACUAGAAAACGGCGGGACCGGAACAAGAUCCUUCCCCAUGGCGCACCAGACAUUAUCUACCAAUCGCCCGAGAACUUUGGCGUCUUGGACUUCAAAAUCAAAGUUGAACGUGAAGCGCUAGACCACGUCCGUGAUAUCUAUAUCGAUUCUUCCCAUAUUGUCUUCGACCUCGUUCCAAAACCAUUCGCCGAGUUCAUGGAACAUUGUUACACAGAGCUUGGACGCCCAUUAGUCAAAAGGGAGACCGUUUGGGAUGUAUACCUGCACUUACUUGACGUGGUGCAGGUCAAUGACGAGAUGAUACCACCUCACAUUGAAUUGUUAGAUGAGGCGGAGGAGGAUUCAACGGCUUUGCCGCUUUUAGAGAGCCAUCGAGACUUGCCCGAUCGUGAAGAUGGAAGUGGUGCCUACUACAUGGGUGGGGUGGGUGGCGGUCUUGGUCUUGGUACGCCGGUUUUAUAUUUUGAUGCAAACAACACAGCGAGACUAAUAUCUACACAGUUGAUGAGAAUUUGCAUCAGUUGGAGAGUCUCGCCCGUGAUGACAAGCCUGAAAUCACGCUAGGCAUUGACGAAGAUGCUGUAGGAUUGGAUCAUGCAGGUUUGGUUGUUUGGGAUUUCUCAGAUGGCGAUGACUCGGACGUGCCAGAUGAGUGGUGACUUGCAUUGGUUUAUUUUUUGUAAGGCUUCGUUGUAGCAGUAUACCAUGGACUACAAACACC